Molecule: messenger RNA, 2800 nt
Organism: Pangasianodon hypophthalmus (striped catfish)
Lineage: Eukaryota; Metazoa; Chordata; Actinopteri; Siluriformes; Pangasiidae
Product: lipid scramblase CLPTM1L
Exons: 17
Coding region: 462-2075 (537 amino acids)
Cellular component (GO): membrane; endomembrane system
Source: RefSeq, a predicted model, not a curated record
ACGCGCUCUCGGAGGAGAGAAGGUGGAAAUGUUAUUGGUCCAGAUUUACUGAGUGACCAAAACCCGCAAAAUGGCGCUCUCUCGGCUCAGCUAGAAACCGGUAAAACCAAAAAUAUAUACAUAUAUAUUUAAUAGAGGGAGUGAUGAUAGCUGAAAAAAGAAAUGACGUUUGCUUGCACAGAUCAAACGAUGAAGAAAAUUCUUAUAGCUUGUUAUUGCUUCCUGGCGCAUUGAUGGCGCACUGUCCUGUCAUUCAGUGAAGAUUUAGUUCAGGCACUGAGCUCGGAGCACUGAAGAUGAACUGAUGAUGGUGCUGAUCCUUGCACCUGACACCCCAGCCUCAGGGAGGAGACAGACUCAGCGAGGGUGUUACUGAUCAGCAUCAGUGUGUGAGGUCCUGCACCUGCAUUCGCCUACAUCCCAUCCUUUUUUGAUUGACUGACUGAUUUGACUAAAAAAAAAUGUUUCCUUCGUGCUAUUCUAAGCCCAAGAAUGGCUCUCAGUUUAAGAUGUCGUACACCAAAGUGUUGUUUGGUGUGUUGGUGGUCUAUGUGCUUCAUACGUGCUGGGCCUUGUACGGCUUUGUGCACACUAAAGCCUGUGACAGCGCUAAAGGAGACGACUGCGUGACAUCUUACCUCACUGCUAAACCGCGACUCCAGCUGAGCGUGUAUUCGACGCUGGAUCCUAGUGAUGAGUCUGCGCACACACUCCUGCUCAAAGUGGACAAAUUUGAAGUCCAUACCAAGCUUGAAAGGAAGGUGAAUGUGGCAUUGUCUGCACUGAAUCCAAAGAAUGGGACCCUCCAUGCCGUGGUGUUUGUACAUAAGAGUGGAGUUUCACCAUGGAAAGACAGCAAAUACGUGCGAAUUGUGGCUCGCCUGACCUCUCAGAUGUUACCAGUUCCUCCUAUGGUCAUCACUGGCUCUACCAAACAGACUCAGAAGGGAGCAGAAGAGCAAAAUGUCAUGUCCUACUGGAAAUCCCGCAUCACUCUAAACAUGAUGACGGAGGACUUCACGUUUAAUAACGCAGCCGUGCCCAGUGACCUGCGCAGAUACAUGAAAAUAGUUGAAGACGGAAAGAAGGACAAAAAGAAAAUAUAUCUUCCCCUUUUACUUGUUGAUGAAAUGAGGAGCAGACUAAAGGAUUUAAUCGAGAUCAACAGCACCACAAAAGGAGUCCCGCUCACUAUAUCAUAUGAUACAAUAACACUUCGCAAAUUUAGAAUGUGGAUCCAUAUCCAAGCUGUCAUAUACUCACUCAAACAUUUUGGAUUUUCAGAGCAAAGACUUGAUGAAAUUAAAGCCAUGUUUGUUGAGACUGGCCUUCACAUUUUGGUUUUGUCAGUCCUGGUACCUGCAUUCCAUCUCUCGUUUGAAGUAUUUGCAAUGAAAAAUGAUGUGAGCUUUUGGAGAGGGAAAAAGAGUUUAGCAGGCAUCUCCAGGCGAUCAGUGAUCUGGAGGUGUUUCAGCACUGUUGUGAUAUUCUUCCAUCUGCUAGAAGAGCAAACCAGCUGGCUCACCCUCAUCCUUAUGGGAUUUUUAGCAUUAAUUGAGCUAUGGAAAGUCAGCAGAGUCUUUGCAUUUUGGACUAGUUUUAAAGAUGAUAGAGCAGAUGACAUGGAGCGAGCAACAGAAGAACAUGAUUCCAAGGCAAUGAAAUUCUUGUCAUAUUUAAUGUAUCCUCUGUGCAUCAGUGGAGCUGUAUACUCUUUCAUAUAUCUCAGAAAUAAAAGUACUUGGUACUUUUGGAUCAUCAACAGUCUUGUCAGUGGGGUCUAUGCAGUUGGAUUUCUGUCUAUGGUCCCUCAAUUAUUUGUCAAUUACAAGAUGAAAUCAGUUGCCCAGCUCCCAAUGUCAGUGUUACUCUACAAAGGGUUAAACACGUUUAUAAGCGAUAUAUUUAGUGGAGUUAUAACCACUCCUGGACCACAUCCAUUGGCAUGUUUCAGAGAUGAUGUGAUCUUUCUCAUCUACCUCUACCAGCGCAGGAUUUACCGUGUGAACAAAUCUAGAGGUCGCGAUUAUGCAUCACACAGGAAGAAACCUAAAGGGAAAUCACACGAGGACUGAACAGGUGCAUUACAGGAGUAAUACCAAGAGCUCAAGCUUCAUGCAUGCUGUACUAGAGAGCAGCAAGUGUACAUAUGGAAGAAUGAAGCUUUUCUCCAAGGACAAAACACAAUCAGUUUCAGUCCCUCAGUGUUCAGCAUGAAGCGGUUCUAAAGCUCAAAUGUAAUUUCAGUACUGCAUGGCAAGUCUUCUACUGAGCAAGGCUGGAGUUUAGUGUUAUUUCAUCUCCUUGAACAAUUUAAUGAUGAUUAACUUGAGAGACAAAUAGUUACAGAAUAAGAACAUCUGCCACUGGCCUUAUCUAUGCUACAAUGAUCUGCAAAAUUAAUUAACUAUCAACAAAAUCUAACCAGGUAGCUGUACCUGUGGCCAAAACCACAUGGCCAUAAGAAUUCAUCUAUAGCUCAGGAGUCUAGUAUUUUUCCACAGCCUACAUGUUAAGUAUUAUAAGGCUUUAUUUGGUCUGCUUUACUGUAGCAUGGAGUGCUCACUGGACAAAUGCUGCCUAAAUCUGCUGUUAAACGCUGUGAUUUACACACUGCUACAGUGUGUCACUGGAGAGAGCUUUGUCACUGAGGUCGAUGCCAGUCUAUGUCAUGUACAGAAUAAAUAGUGUUGUAUCUUUAUAAAAGGCAAGACAUGCUUCAGUACUGUAUUUAUUGAAAAUGUUUUACAUAAGAGUUAUGUAAUCCAAUUUAUUCCAAUCUUGAAGUACAAAUUGCAAU